UGUUAAACACAGUAGGGGGCAGUAGAGCGCACAGGAUAUAGGCAGUCUGCCGUGAAUCUCCGCGAAGAAGAAGGAGCCGAAAACGGAAGUGGAGUAUUCUGGUGUCCUUGUGCGACUGUAGACGGACUGUGAAGAUGAACAGACAUCUAUUUGCGCUCCAGCAGGUGGCGCGUCGGACGAUCAACACCUCUGCCCGCCGGCACGUUGCAAAUAAAGUCCCCGAGAAGCAGAAGCUGUUUCAGGAGGACAACGGGCUCCCGGUUCAUUUGAAAGGAGGCGCCGCUGACGCCGUGCUGUACAGAGCAACAAUGGCCCUCACUGUCCUGGGAACUGGAUAUGUUUUGUAUGAGCUGGUGAGGGUGUCGUUCCCUCAGAAGAAAUAAUAACUCUGCGGCUGUUUGUUCCCGUUUAAAAGCCGGCCAGCAGCUCGAUGUCGUAUGAAAAGAUGAAAAUGGUCCUUGACUGUUGGGCUGCGUGUCUCCUGUCAUCCCGGUGGGAAACUGUUUCAUGUUCAUGGGAUCAAUAUUUAUUUCUUGUACUCUCUCUGGUGACCUGAGGAUCAAUAAACAAUUCUUCUCAUGACCAAA
Messenger RNA from Scatophagus argus, 587 nucleotides. Its product is annotated as cytochrome c oxidase subunit 7A2, mitochondrial. NCBI's taxonomy places the organism in Eukaryota, Metazoa, Chordata, Actinopteri, Scatophagidae. Gene Ontology annotation, biological process: mitochondrial respirasome assembly; mitochondrial electron transport, cytochrome c to oxygen; regulation of oxidative phosphorylation. Bases 135 to 383 code for a protein of 82 amino acids. The transcript has 4 exons. The record is from RefSeq and is a predicted model, not a curated record.